Messenger RNA from Botrytis fragariae, 219 nucleotides. RefSeq lists its product as uncharacterized. Lineage: Eukaryota; Fungi; Ascomycota; Leotiomycetes; Helotiales; Sclerotiniaceae. The coding region runs from base 1 to 219 and encodes 72 amino acids. The record is from RefSeq and is a predicted model, not a curated record. The transcript has 2 exons.
AUGUCCAAUCAGUGCACCCUUACCAGGACUCAAGCUCCAAGAAGAAAUUAUUUCCAAUUCUGGGAACAACAGCUCUUCGCUCAGAAACGCAAAUCUGUUGGAGAAUUUGACGGGCUGGAUCUAGAAGAUGCCAAGAAAUUACAACAGGCAGCCGAUGAAAUAGUUGCGCAUCUUGUGAAUCAUCUUGCGCUUGCCUUUGAAAGGAGAUGGAAUGGAUGA